Messenger RNA from Prionailurus viverrinus (fishing cat), 625 nucleotides. It is a transcript of the gene HRCT1, whose product is annotated as histidine rich carboxyl terminus 1. Bases 171 to 512 code for a protein of 113 amino acids. The transcript has 3 exons. The record is from RefSeq and is a predicted model, not a curated record. NCBI's taxonomy places the organism in Eukaryota, Metazoa, Chordata, Mammalia, Carnivora, Felidae.
CUACCUCAGUGUGGGUUGGUUAACAGGCCUCAGAGUCCUUAUCCAGAGGGUAGAAACAGCCCGCAGGAGCUGAGGCAACAAAGUCCAGUGAGUGUGAGGGCUGAGCAGAGGCCGCCGAAGGGGAGGCAGCAGCAGGGAGCUGCCGAGAGGAAGGACUGUCCAGCUUCCAGAUGCUAGGCCUCCUGGGAAGCACGACCCUCGCGGGCUUGAUCACAGGCAUUGCCGUGACUCUUCUGCUGUUGGUGCUGCUGCUGGCCACCUGCCUGUACCACGGACAGCGGGACCAUGACGUGGAGAGGAACCGCCCGGCCGAGAGGAGAAACCGAGUCCGGUGGGCCCAGCCUUGGCUCCUCCCGGGCCGGGGCCACCCGGGACACGCUCACUGUUUCCGUCAUCCUGGCCACGUGUCUCACACGCACCACGUGGGCCUCCACCACCAUCGCCUCCACCGACACCUCUACCACCAAGCCCACCACCAAGCCCACCUCCAUGCCCACCGAGGCCACCACUGACGCCUGUGAAUGGCAGCCACUGCCUGCCCUCCCGUGGACCCCCAUGCUCCUGUGCAGAAGGGCGCCUCUCUGUGCCCCUCCAAGUCCAGGAAGUCUUGUGCUCACAUCUUUCA